This is a messenger RNA of Capsaspora owczarzaki ATCC 30864, 1555 nucleotides long. RefSeq lists its product as hypothetical. NCBI's taxonomy places the organism in Eukaryota, Filasterea, Ministeriida, Capsasporidae. The transcript has 7 exons. The record is from RefSeq and is a predicted model, not a curated record. Bases 25 to 1365 code for a protein of 446 amino acids.
UUUUUUCUUCUUCAACCCUUUCUGAUGAAGCUUCUUCUCGUCGUUCUUGUCGCGCUGCUCGGCUGCGCAGCAAUCCCAACAGCGUUCGGCGCCUACUGCAAUGGCAAGCCGAAUCCUGACGCCCAGCCAAACACGCUGCCCAUCACCACGAGCGCACCCGUGCUUGUCCGCUCAAUCACAAACGCCAAGCUCUUCAUUGCCGGCCAGGGCGACGACCAGUUCAACAUUCUCCACGUCUGGGGCUCUCCGUACGAGAUGGGCUAUGCUCAUGGCUCGAUUCUCAAGGAAGAGGCAAGCGAGUUUGUCCUCGCUGUUUGGGCGUACCUCGUUGGUCAGGCUGAUUCCGCCAUCAAUGGCACCGCUCACAACCUGCGCCCAUGGAUGGUCGAUCUCAUUGCCAACUUUGGCCUGGACGCGGCUCUCGACCUGACGUUCGAUGCCACCAACCCUUACACUGGCUCGUACUUUUUGGACGAGAUGCACGGCCUCGCCGAUGCCACCGGCUUGGACUACAAGAUGAUUCGUCGCGUUCACAUGAUUGGCGAGCUGACCAAGGGCGGCUGCUCCAUGUAUGGCGCCUGGGGCAAGGCCACUGCGUCGACAGGGAAGCUCUUCCAAAUGCGCGCCCUCGAUUGGGAUGUUGACGGCCCGUUCAAGGAUUACCCUCAAAUUACCGUUUACCACCCCUCCAACUCGGACAAUGGCCACGCAUUUGCCAACAUUGGCUGGACUGGCUGGCUUGGCUCUAUUACUGGCUUCUCGUCCGUUCAGACGGCCAUUUCCGAGAUUGGUGCCACCUACUCUGAUGCAUCCUUUGGAUCCGACUCUCGCUUUGGUGUUCCAUUCACUUUCUUGCUCCGUGACAUCCUUCAGUUUGACCAGACGAUUGAUGACGCGCUCAACCGCAUCACCAACGCUCAUCGCACCUGCUCCUUGAUUCUCGGUGUCGGCGAUGGCAAGCUCAACGAGUUCCGCUCCGUCCAGUACUCGUAUUCGGUUGCCAACAUCUUUGACGACCAAAACAUGCAGCCGUACAACGAGACCUGGCAUCCGCGCAUCGAAAACAUUGUCUACUACGGCAUGGACUGGCUCUGCCCGAACUAUGACAUUGUUCUCGCUCGUCAGCUGACCAAGCACUACGGCAACAUUACGGCCGAGGUCACCAUCAACGACAUUUUGCCGAUCGUCCAGACGGGCGAUCUCCACAUUGCCGUCUACGACCUGACGGAGCAGCUGGUGCACGUUGCCGUUGCCAAGCGAUCGACUGGCACCGGUGCCCCGCUUGCUUACAACCGUGCGUUCACUCGCUUGAGCAUGACGGCGCUGUUCCAGGAGCCUGCACCGACCGCUGCGGAGCACCUUUGAGGCGUUUUUUCAGUGUUUUGUCUUGCUCGCCCAGCAACCGCGGCGUCUGUUAUCACUCAACAACAGAUCAUGUUUACUUUUCGAUUUCCAAGCUAAAUGAGUUCCUUUUUGUUUUGGCGGUCGAGCGUUUCACUGGGCGACUAGGAAGUGUCGCUUCUGCAUGAAAUUCCUUUUGUUUCGACGAUCGAGC